CCCCCAACUGUCAUGACGACCCACGCUCUUCGUGAAGCUUUCAGGUCAAACAGAACGGCUUUUGGCACUUGGAUAUCCCUCCCUGGCUACUUUCAUGCCCGAACGGUAGCUCAAGCUAGCAUCCGACUUUCAUGGGUAAUGAUAGACUGCGAGCAUGGCCAAGUGCCACUUCAUCCUGGUGUCUCCGAGAGCGUUGCGGCCAUACAUUCUGCAGGAAAUGGACCUCCUAGUGCUUUGGUGCGAGUUCCUGCCACUGGGAUUAGUUCGAGUACCAGUUGGCAAAUCAAGUAUGCCCUCGACGCAGGAGCCCACGGAGUUUUGGUUCCCAUGGUGUCUUCAGCAGAGAAGGCCAAGGAAAUCGUGAUGGACAGCCGAUUUCCUCCCGCCGGAAGGCGUGGAUUUGGGAACCCCUUCACCCAUGGGACGUGGGGUGUAUCGGUCCCACAGUAUCUUGAGUUGGCGAAUAAAGAGGUUACUGUUAUGGUUCAAAUCGAAACCAAGGAAGGGGUGGAGAAUAUGAAAGACAUAGCCGCUGUCGACGGGAUUGAUGUGCUGUUUAUUGGUCCAUACGAUCUGUCUAUAUCUCUUGGCUAUCCGCCACCGUCGCCGGAUCCACAUCCAAGUGUUGAGAAUGUAAUUAAGGAAAUACUUCGUGUAGCUCAUUCGGAAGGAAAGAAGUGUGCUAUAUAUUGCACAUCAGGAGAGCAAGCUGCGAAACGGUCUCGGGAAGGCUUUGAUAUGAUCAACGUCGUUACUGACGUAGGGGUAAUUUCGGACGGUAUUUCUCACCACUUGCAAAUAGCUUCCGCUGAGCAGGACAGAGACAAUGAAGUGAAAGUUUGAGAUAUACAUGUAUCAUCGCCGUUGACUUUAUUACAUAGCAUGAUCUUACUAUGAGACUACGUCAAAACAGCUUUAAAAAACAAACUGGAGUUAACAG
This is a messenger RNA of Guyanagaster necrorhizus, 940 nucleotides long. RefSeq names its product Phosphoenolpyruvate/pyruvate domain-containing protein. NCBI's taxonomy places the organism in Eukaryota, Fungi, Basidiomycota, Agaricomycetes, Agaricales, Physalacriaceae. The record is from RefSeq and is a predicted model, not a curated record. Gene Ontology annotation, cellular component: cytoplasm. Bases 13 to 843 code for a protein of 276 amino acids. The transcript has 5 exons. Gene Ontology annotation, molecular function: aldehyde-lyase activity.